Messenger RNA from Ochotona princeps (American pika), 3594 nucleotides. It is a transcript of the gene TBC1D8, whose product is annotated as TBC1 domain family member 8. The record is from RefSeq and is a predicted model, not a curated record. Lineage: Eukaryota; Metazoa; Chordata; Mammalia; Lagomorpha; Ochotonidae. Bases 191 to 3556 code for a protein of 1121 amino acids. The transcript is spliced from 20 exons.
GCGCGGGGUGCGCGCGGCGAGCUGAGCCCCGAGACACUCGGAGCGCUGGGCACCGGCCGGGCUGCGGUCCGCGCGCGCAACCGCCGCCGCCUUCUCCUCCUCCCGAGCAGACUGGGCCCGGUGAGGCCGGCGGCAGGGGCAAUGGGGUCGAGGUGAGCCGGAGGCUCGCGGGCGCGGCCGGACCGCCGCGAUGUGGCUCAAGCCCGAGGAGGUGCUGCUGAAGAACGCACUGAAGCUCUGGGUCACCCAGAAGAGCAGCUGCUACUUCAUCUUGCAGCGGCGCCGCGGGCACGGCGAGGGGGGUGGCCGUAUCACCGGUCGCCUGGUGGGCGCUCUGGAUGCAGUGCUGGAUUCCAACGCGCGGGUCGCUCCCUUUCGAAUCCUGCUUCAAGUUCCUGGGUCUCAGGUUUAUUCCCCCAUAGCAUGUGGUGCGACGUUAGAGGAAAUAAACCAGCACUGGGACUGGCUGGAGCAGAACCUCCUCCACACUCUGUCUGUCUUCGAUAACAAGGACGACAUUGCCAGUUUCGUGAAAGGUAAAGUCAAGGCCCUGAUCGCUGAGGAGACCAGCAGCAGGCUUGCUGAGCAGGAAGAGGAGCCAGAGAAGUUCCGGGAAGCACUGGUGAAGUUCGAGGCCAGGUUCAACUUCCCCGAGGCCGAGAAGCUGGUCACCUUCUACUCAUGCUGCUGCUGGAAGGGCAGGGUGCCCCGCCAAGGCUGGCUCUACCUCAGCAUCAACCACCUCUGCUUCUACUCCUCCUUCCUGGGCAAGGAACUUAAACUUGUAGUCCCUUGGGUUGAUAUCCAGAAAUUAGAAAGAACAUCCAAUGUCUUUCUGACGGACACCAUUCGGAUCACCACGCAGAAUAAGGAGCGUGACUUCUCCAUGUUUUUGAACCUGGACGAGGUCUUUAAGAUUAUGGAGCAGCUGGCAGACGUGACUCUCCGGAGACUGUUGGACAAUGAGGUCUUUGACCUGGACCCAGACCUGCAGGAGCCGAGCCAGAUCACCAAGCGGGACCUGGAGGCUAGAGCACAAAACGAGUUCUUCCGGGCUUUCUUCCGGCUGCCGAGGAAGGAGAAGCUGCGCUCGGUGGUGGACUGCUCCCUGUGGACCCCGUUCAGCCGCUGUCACACCGUGGGGCGAAUGUUCACCUCUGACAGCUACAUCUGCUUUGCCAGCAGAGAGGACGGCUGCUGUAACGUGGUCCUUCCGCUCAGAGAGGUGGUAAGCAUUGAGAAGAUGGAGGACACCAGCCUGCUGCCCAACCCCAUCAUCGUCAGCAUCCGCAGCAAGAUGGCCUUCCAGUUUAUUGAGCUCAAGGACCGAGAGAGCUUGGUGGAGAGUCUGCUGGAGAGGCUGCGGCAGGUGCACGCCAACCGCCCUGUGCGCUAUGACACAUCGGACAGCGACAACAUGACAUCAUCCGUGUUUCACUCAACAAACAUGUGCAGCGACCACAAGUUUGGGGAUUUGGAAGCGGUCUGCCCGCAGAACAGGGAGGAGGGUGACAAGGAGAUGAGCCCGCCGCUGCUCCCCGAGGCCCUCCUGUCCAGGGAACAGAUCAAAAUCAGUCUGUGGAACGACCACUUCGUGGAGUACGGCAGAACCGUGUGUAUGUUUCGCACUGAGAAGAUCCGGAAGCUCGUGGCCAUGGGGAUCCCAGAGUCCCUGCGGGGCCGGCUCUGGCUGCUCUUCUCAGAUGCUGUGACAGAUCUCGCACUGCACCCCGGCUACUACGGGAGCCUGGUAGAGGAGUCCCUGGGCAGAGGCUGCCUGGUGAGCGAGGAGAUAGAGCGGGACCUGCACCGCUCUCUGCCGCAGCACCCCGCCUUCCAGAACGAAACCGGCAUUGCCGCUUUGAGGAGGGUUCUAACAGCCUACGCCCACCGGAACCCCAAAAUCGGCUACUGCCAGUCCAUGAACAUCCUGACCUCUGUGCUGCUGCUGUACGCCAAGGAGGAAGAGGCCUUCUGGCUGCUGGUCGCUGUGUGUGAGCGGAUGCUGCCGGACUACUUCAACCACCGGGUAAUCGGGGCGCAGGUGGACCAGUCUGUGUUUGAAGAGCUCAUCAGGGAGCACCUGCCGGAGCUGGCGGAGCACAUGCAGGACCUCUCGGCCCUGGCGUCUGUCUCACUCUCAUGGUUCCUGACCCUGUUCCUCAGCAUCAUGCCUCUGGAGAGCGCCGUGAACGUGGUCGACUGCUUCUUCUAUGACGGGAUCAAAGCCAUCUUCCAGCUGGGGCUUGCCGUGCUUGAAGCCAACGCCGAGGAGCUGUGCAGCAGCAAGGAUGACGGCCAAGCCCUGAUGGUCCUCAGCAGGUUUCUAGACCACAUUAAGAAUGAGGACAGCCCCGACCCGCCGGUUGGCAGCCACCAUGCCUUUUUCUCUGAUGAUCAGGAGCCCUGCCCUGUGACUGACAUCACAGACCUCAUCCGGGACGCCUAUGAGAAAUUCGGAGACCAGUCGGUGGAGCAGAUCGAACACCUGCGUUGCAAGCACAGGAUCCGGGUCCUCCAAGGCCAUGAGGACACCACGAAGCAGAACGUGCUCCGCGUCGUCAUCCCCGACGUCUCAAUCCUUCCUGAAGACCUGGAGCAGCUCUAUGACUUAUUUAAGAGAGAGCACAUGAUGAGGUGUUACUGGGAGCAGCCCAGGCCCGAGGCCCUGCGCCACGACCCCAGCAGGCCCUACGUGGAGCAGUACCGCAUAGAUGCCCGGCAGUUCGCACACCUCUUCCAGCUGGUCUCGCCGUGGACCUGUGGGGUGCACACGGAGAUCUUAGCGGAACGGACUUUCAGGCUGCUGGACGACAACGUGGACCAGCUCAUUGAAUUCAAGGCAUUUGUGGGCUGUCUAGAUAUUAUGUAUAAUGGAGAAAUGAAUGAGAAAAUCAAGCUGUUGUACAGGCUUCACAUCCCUCCAGCACUCACUGAGAACGACCGGGACAGCCAGUCGCCUUUGAAGAACCCACUGCUGUCAACAUCAAGACCCCUGGUUUUUGGGAAGUCCAAUGGUGAUGCAGCUGACUAUCAGAAGCAGCUGAAGCAGAUGAUCAAGGACUUGGCCAAAGAAAAAGAUAAAACUGAGAAAGAGCUGCCCAAAAUGAGCCAGAGAGAGUUUAUUCAGUUCUGUAAAACUCUGUACAGCCUUUUCCACGAGGACCCAGAAGAGAACCACCUGUACCAGGCCAUUGCCACGGUCACCACUCUCCUGCUGCAGAUUGGGGAAGUGGGCCAGAGCAGCAGCAGCUCUGGGAGCUGCUCCCAGGAGUGUGGGGAUGAGCUCGGGGCUGGGGCUCCUUCCCCGGAGCAGGACUCGGUGUUUCCCGAGGUGGACUCCAGGGCAUUCCCAGAGACGUCAGAAGGGGACUGGACAGUCUCCCUUGAACACAUCUUGGCAUCACUUCUGACUGAACAGUCACUGGUCAACUUUUUUGAAAAGCCGCUGGACAUUAAAUCCAAACUUGAAAACGCCAAGAUCAACCAGUACAGUCUCAAGACUUUUGAAAUGAGCCACCAGUCACAGGCCGAGUUCAAGCUAUGUAACCUGUAGCCAGAGUUACACUGGAGCCUGCUGUACCAAAGCACAGA